Tinamus guttatus (white-throated tinamou) is the source of this 1855-nucleotide messenger RNA. RefSeq names its product acyl-coenzyme A synthetase ACSM3, mitochondrial. NCBI's taxonomy places the organism in Eukaryota, Metazoa, Chordata, Aves, Tinamiformes, Tinamidae. The record is from RefSeq and is a predicted model, not a curated record. Gene Ontology annotation, biological process: fatty acid biosynthetic process; acyl-CoA metabolic process. Gene Ontology annotation, molecular function: fatty-acyl-CoA synthase activity; fatty acid ligase activity. Gene Ontology annotation, cellular component: mitochondrial matrix.
CAGGCUCCACCUGGUGCAUGUUGUGGGACUGGUGACUGAUCCCUGUAAGUCUUCAUCUGAUCUUUUUCCUACUGCUUGUUAAAACAUUUAUCAUGAGAACAUUUGUUAAAUUAUGGAUUCCUCAGUGCUUGCGGAUUCUCAGGUCACCUUGCAGAUUAUUGCACAGAUACAACAGGCUUCUUGCAUCUCCACUUAUUUCAUAUUACGAUUCUAUAAACCAGUGUGAAAGGGAACUACCAGAAUAUUUCAACUUUGCAAGUGAUGUCUUGGAUAAAUGGGCACAGCUGGAAAAGGAUGGGAGAAGACCAGCAAAUCCAGCUUUUUGGUGGGUAAAGGAUGAAGGAGAGGAGGUGAAGUGGAGCUUUGAAGAACUAGGAUUUCUGUCCAGCAAGGCAGCUAAUAUACUCUCUGAAGCAUGUGGUUUGCAGAAAGGAGACAAAGUUUUAGUAGUUCUCCCUCGGGUCCCUGAAUGGUGGCUGCUGAAUAUAGCCUGUAUGCGAACAGGAAUUGUCUGCAUUCCAGGAACAUCCCAAUUAACAGCCAAAGACAUUUUAUACCGACUACAGGCCUCAAAGGCCAAGUGCAUCGUUACCAGUGAUGCUCUGGCACCUGCAGUGGAAUCUGUCAUGCCUGACUGCCAGUCUCUGAAAAGCAAACUAAUUGUAUCCAAAAACAGCAGAGAUGGGUGGCUGAACUUCAAAGAACUCCUUGCGGUAACAUCUGCUAACCAUAAAUGUGUCAAGACAAGGAGUCAAGACCCAAUGCUGAUCUAUUUUACUAGUGGGAGUACCGGCUCUCCAAAAAUGGUGGUGCAGUCGCACAGCAGUUAUGGCAUUGGAUUUACUGUCAGUGGCAGGUACUGGAUGGACUUGACUCCCUCAGAUAUAAUGUGGAAUACUUCUGACACAGGUUGGGUAAAGUCAGCGUGGAGCAGUGUUUUUGCUCCAUGGAUGAACGGAUCAUGUGUCUUUAUACACCAUAUGCCUCAGUUUAAACCAGAAAUCGUCGCAGAUACUCUCUCAAGAUACCCCAUCACCACCUUUUGCACAGCCCCCACGGCCUACCGCAUGCUGGUGCAACACGGUUUGAGCAGCUACAAGUUUAUGAGUCUGAAACACUGUGUAUCUGGAGGGGAACCACUCAAUCCUGAAGUGAUAAAGCAGUGGAAAACCCAAACAGGCCUGAAUAUCCAUGAAGGUUAUGGCCAGACUGAGACAGUAACAAUAUGUGCCAAUGUGAAAGGAAUGAAAAUUAAACCUGGCUCUUUGGGAAAAGCCUUGCCCCCUUAUGAUGUGCAGAUUGUAGAUGACCACGGGGCUAUUCUCCCUGCAGGAGAAGAAGGUGACAUUGCUAUCCGAAUCCAACCUAGGCGACCAUUCUGCCUGUUCUCUCAGUACCUGGAUAAUCCAGAGAAAACUGCUGCCACUGUGCGUGGAAACUUUUACAUCACUGGAGACAGAGGAAUUAUGGAUGAAGAAGGAUAUAUCUGGUUUGUUGGAAGAUCUGAUGAUAUAAUUAAUUCCUCUGGCUAUCGUAUUGGUCCAUUUGAAGUUGAAAGUGCAUUAAUAGAACACCCUGCAGUCUCCGAGUCAGCUGUUGUCAGCAGUCCUGAUCCAAUUCGAGGGGAGGUAGUCAAAGCCUUUGUUGUUUUGGCUCCUGCUUUUGUAUCACAUGAUCCAGAACAACUCAUUCGUGAUCUUCAGCAGCAUGUCAGAAAUGUGACUGCUCCUUACAAGUACCCAAGAAAGAUUGAAUUCGUUCAGGCUCUGCCAAAGACUGUUGCUGGGAAAAUUCAGAGGAAGAUUCUAAAGAAUAAAGAGUGGGGAAGAGCAUAACAUGACUCAGAAAAUGAGGA